Molecule: messenger RNA, 2340 nt
Organism: Fulvia fulva
Lineage: Eukaryota; Fungi; Ascomycota; Dothideomycetes; Mycosphaerellales; Mycosphaerellaceae
Product: Dolichyl-phosphate-mannose--protein mannosyltransferase 4
Exons: 3
Coding region: 1-2340 (779 amino acids)
Biological process (GO): protein O-linked glycosylation via mannose
Cellular component (GO): endoplasmic reticulum; membrane
Molecular function (GO): dolichyl-phosphate-mannose-protein mannosyltransferase activity
Source: RefSeq, a predicted model, not a curated record
AUGGCAUCACCACAAGGCGCGGUGCGCAACCGUGGAGCCAAGAACCAGAACCGAUCGUCCACUCCUAAUGGCGAUGCACUGAAUGCAAAGAUCGAGGAGACGUGGGAAGCGGUCAAGACGACGAGCAAAGAGACGGUGCAGAAGGAGUGGGACCACAAGAUAACGUUUACCAUCCUGACCAUCCUGGCUUUCUUGACGAGGUUCUGGGGCAUAAGUCAUCCUGACCAGGUUGUUUUCGAUGAGGUGCACUUUGGCAAGUUUGCAUCCUACUACCUCCAGCGCACAUACUUCUUCGACGUCCACCCGCCCUUCGGCAAACUUCUCUUCGCAUUCGCAGGCUGGCUCGUGGGCUACGAUGGCUCCUUCCUCUUCGAGAACAUCGGCGACUCGUACAUCACGAACCGAGUGCCCUAUGUGGCCUACCGAUCGAUGCCAGCCCUCAUGGGUGCUCUUACCGUCUCCGUCGUCUACCUGAUCAUGUGGGAGUCUGGAUACAGCCUGCCAGCAUGCAUUCUCGCGACAGCUCUGGUCCUCUUCGACAACGCACACAUUGGUCAGACUCGUCUGAUCCUCCUUGAUGCUACGCUUGUGCUCUUCAUGGCAUUGAGCAUUCUCUGCUACAUCCGCUUCUACAAGCUGCGACAUGCGCCAUUCACGAGAAAGUGGUGGAAAUGGCUGCUGCUUACGGGCAUUAGCAUGAGCUGUGUCAUCAGCACGAAAUAUGUGGGAGCAUUCACCUUCUUCUCUGUGGGUGUGCCGGUCUUGAUCGACUUGUGGGAUCUUAUGGACAUCAACCGCAGACAGGGCGCAUUGAGUCUUGCAGACUGGGGCAAGCACUUCGGAGCACGCGCCAUUGGUCUUGUGGUUGUGCCAUUCUUGAUGUAUCUCUUCUGGUUCCAGGUCCACUUUGCGAUUCUGUCCCGCUCAGGUCCAGGAGAUGACUUCAUGACACCAGAAUUCCAGGAGACUCUGUCGGACAACUUGAUGGCACAGCAGGCUGUUGGCAUCGACUACUUCGACAACAUCUCCAUGCGUCACAAGGACACCAAGGUCUACCUUCACUCCCACCCGGACAAGUACCCUCUGCGCUACGAUGAUGGACGUGUCUCGUCCCAGGGUCAGCAGGUCACCGGAUACCCACACAACGAUACCAACAACCUAUGGCAGAUCAUCCCAUCUACGCAGAUGGAAGGUCGUGGGCACCGUAUUCACAAUGGCGACGUUGUUCGUCUCAGGCAUUUGGUCACCGACACCUGGCUCUUGACUCACGAUGUCGCAUCGCCAUUCUACCCAACGAACCAGGAAUUCACCACAGUACCUCUCGAAGAGGCCAACGGUGGUCGUUUCAACGACACGCUGUUCGAGAUCAAGAUUGACAACGGCAAGACUGGUCAAGAAUUCAAGACACUUUCUUCUCACUUCAAACUUAUCCACGUUCCGACCAAGGUCGCCAUGUGGACACACACUACCCCCCUUCCAGAGUGGGGUUACAAACAGGCCGAAAUCAACGGCAACAAGAACGCGUUCCAGACCUCCAACACUUGGUACGUCGAGGAGGUAUCAGGAAUCGAAGAAGGCUCGCCACGCUUGGUUAAGGAAAUCAGAAAGCCUAAGUCGAUGCCAUUCCUGAAGAAGUACUUUGAGCUUCAGCGCGCAAUGUUCUACCACAACAACGCACUUACCUCCUCGCACCCUUACGCCUCGCAACCGAUUCAAUGGCCGUUCCUUCUCCGUGGUGUCAGCUUCUGGACUGAAUCGAACACACGACGACAGAUCUACUUCAUGGGCAACCCCAUCGGAUGGUGGUUCACAUCCGCGCUCCUGGCCGUCUUUGCCGGCAUCCUGUUCGCGGACCAGAUGUCUGUUCGCCGUGGUGUUGAUGCGCUCGACAGACGCACCCGCGGCCGUCUCUACAACAGUACGGGCUUCUUCUUCCUCGUCUGGGCCGCCCACUACUUCCCCUUCUUCAUCAUGGGCCGUCAACUCUUCCUCCACCACUACCUUCCCGCCCACCUCGCCAGCUGUCUCGUCGCCGGUGCCAUCGUCGAAUUCGUCUUCAACAUCGAGCCGAAUGAGAUCGCCAACGUCUCCGGCACGAACCCCAUCGUCGACGGCAAGAAGGGUAGCAAAGCACAGAUCCAGCAACGCAGCAAGCCCAUUCGCGAGCGCAUUGGGGGUCAGAGCCUUAUGGCCACUUGGGCGGCUACGGGUGUGAUUGUGAGCGUUAUUGUGUGGUGCUUCUACUUCUUUAGCCCGUUGACGUAUGGCAAGCCGGGGUUGGAGGUCGGACAGGUGCUCGCGAGGAAGUGGUUGAAUUAUGAUUUCCAUUUUGCUAAGUAA